CGGUCGCCAUGCCUCGGUCGGCGUAGAGGCCACAGGACCGGCACGCUGGCGGGGUACACGCGGCACGUGUACGCGGGCGGCGCCGGCGCGUACCAUGCGCGCGCGUCCGCCGUACCGCUCAACGCAAAUGGCGAGCCCAUCAAGUUACCAGAAAACCUGGAGAGCCUCCCGCGGGCGGAGCACUUCGCCGCCCAGCGACACCGGUGGAACACUAACGAGGAAAUCGCAGCCAUCCUAAUAAGUUUCGACAAACACAGCGAAUGGCAGUCCAAGGAAGUCAAAAUAAGACCGAAAAGUGGGUCGAUGCUUCUGUACAGCCGCAAGAAAGUUCGCUACCGACGCGACGGGUACUGUUGGAAGAAGAGGAAAGACGGGAAGACCACUCGAGAAGACCACAUGAAGCUCAAGGUGCAGGGGACUGAGUGCAUCUACGGCUGCUACGUCCACUCCGCCAUCCUGCCGACCUUCCACCGAAGAUGUUACUGGCUUUUACAGAACCCUGACAUCGUGCUGGUCCACUACCUGAACGUGCCAUACCCAGAUGACAACAAGCUGGCGACGGUGGCGCCCAGCCUCGCGCUGUGGGCUGACAAGAAGGAGUGGACGAAGGAUGAACUCGUUAGCCAGUUGAAGCCUAUGUUCUUCAGUGAAGAUGAGCCAGAUCUUAACAGCGACUUGGAAAUUUCGGGGAAAAUGUUUCAGACGACGGAGACGGUGGAAGCAAUUGUCGGUCAACUCAUGGAGAAGCAACGAGCUGCCAGAGCGGCAGCGUUAGCGAGGCAGUUGGAGUGUGGAUGCCCUGACUCCACCUGUCAGGAUUCCAGGACAUGUGCUCACCCGUUACGACGUAUCCAAACCGCCAAACCACCUGCUUCUGAUCACCACGUGUCGUCCACCACAGGCCCGUCUCCGAGACCCAUGGCGCAACCACCACGACAGUACACGAGAGACCAUCGGCAAACCACACAGUCGUCACCUUUACUCCUCUCUUUAGGACAAAUACAAGGAGGUGGAGGUUUACUUAUUCUGAACGGUACUAGCAAUAGUUCGCAACAACAUUCUUCCUUAGUGUCACCACUAUCAGUAACGUCGUUCGUCUGCGAAGAGCCAAGAGACAGGUACCGGCAACAGUAUAAACCGACGUUUGUUCUAAAAAGGGAGAUACCAGAUAGUCAGCAGAACACGCAUAUGAAUAACACAGAGCCGACGUAUGAAGUAGAAAGGGUGGAAGAGAAAGUUGAAGUCGAUACUUUUGAUAGGAAAAUAAAAUUGGAGCCAAGGAGUCGGAACCACAUAGUUGCGAGUGCGCCCACGACGCCAUCCCGGUAUCCAGAUUUGGUGGAACGAUUAGAGAGUAAACUUCAUACAGAACAUUGUGAUGAUACAUUAGUUUUAUUAGGAACCGAUGGCCAUUUAGAAUCUUCUAGUGGGUUCUUUGAUGAAACGCUGGAACUAUCUCAUGAGGAUAUUCAGAAAACUUUGUCGGCGAAUAUGCCGACGUGUGAACUAGAUAGAAGUGCUGUGCGGUCAACUGAGACGGCCAAUGUGAUGGUUUCAGGAAUAGAUACAAUGGACUUUAUAGAAAGUUGUGAAGCAGUAGCAUCGCCUACUCACGUAGUUGAUGAUAAUGUGUUCGUUAAUUUGGACGCUUUUGAUAUGCUUGGUGAUUUUCCUGAACUGGAAGUGUUAGAUCCUAGUACUAUAUCAACGAAUCCUAUACUUUUAUGUGGUAAUUCACCGCCUGCUGAAGAGGGAAACGACAAGAUGCAAACAGAUAGUCCAGGUGAAGGCACCCUGAGUAUUACGGACUAUUCGCCGGAGUGGGCGUAUCCUGAAGGUGGCGUGAAGGUGUUAGUGGCUGGACCUUGGACGGAUACGUCGGAUCAGUACACGAUUCUAUUUGAUAAUUUUCCGGUGCCCUCAAUAUUAGUACAGAACGGUCUUCUUAGGUGUUACUGUCCAGCUCAUGAAGCAGGUCUUGCAGCAUUACAAGUAGCUAGAGGAGGUCGCGUAGUAUCUGACACGGUUGUGUUUGAAUACAAAGCCGGCCCGGUCUUAGCACCGUCAUCACCCGCGUCUGCGCCGCUGCCGUCGCUGGAUUUUAGGAGGUUCUCGCUUUUGCAGCGGCUGCAGCGGCUGCAUGGUCGACUGCAAUUGAAGAUUGAGCCGCUGGAUGAUAAUAGCCAGAUUGAAGACGUGCAACUGUACUCAAAUCCAAAAUUCGAAGAUCGCUUGGUGACGUUUUGCCAUUCCCUAAGCUCACGAUCCUUUGGCAACUCUGAAGGUUUCACCACAGAACCUGGUGAAGAUAGCUCAACAAUUCUUCACUUAGCUGCAGCGUUGGGAUAUACGAAGCUUACUACUGUUUUAUUGCGAUGGAGGCAAGAUGACAACAGCUUAGCGUUAGAGAAGGAGGUUAAUUUGGGUGCAAGGGACAGCGAUAAUUGUACUCCCUUGAUGGUAGCGAGCGUUGAGGGUCACGUGGAGACAGCAGUGGUGUUGGCUCGAUGGAGCGCCGGCACGCGGCGCGAGGCAGGCGCGCGCGCAGCCGCCGCGACCGCCCGCCGCGCGGGGCAUUCCCGCCUCGCCGCCAUCCUCGACCGCAUCCAUCCGCCCACUGGGGACGGUGUGUUCCGGAGACCUCAUAGUUUAUCCCAAAAGAGCCGGUCGGGCAGCUUGGAGAGUAACCUCGUCAAACGGCCAUCCAUUGACAGCGGUAUCAAUAUGGCUGAUGCGUUUCGAUCAAGCUCUGCCAUUGACAAGUCUGAAACUUCUUCUGCAAGGUGGGAAAGAAGCAUGUCCCUACCCCUUGAUUCUGAUACGUCAGAAGACAGUCUCGGAGAUUCCAAAAUUGGGAGACGUAUGGACCUUGCUCUCUGCGAGACGGCUGCGAGGCGCGCGGCCAGCCCUCUGAUAGACGUCGAGGCCAUCUCAGAACCACCGUCGCCCGCGCCCGACCCGCCCGCUGCAGGGGAGCAGGAUGACCGGGUGUUCACGUUGGCAGAGCAAAUAAUCGCUGCUAUGCCAGAGAGGAUAAAGAACGAAAGCUCGUCUCUUCUAAACGGCUGCGAUUUGGACAGCGGUGCCGGUGGCAGCGAAGACACCCUGAUGGUACCACUUCUGGACGACACCACCACUUUUAGCAGCGAGUUCAGCUUCGAGUUUUGCGACAACACUUAUAGAUAUUGCGGUGGAUCUACUCCAUGCUCAUCAGGGUCGGUAUCACCUGGAUCAGCGUUGUCUCCACCACCAGCGUCGCCAAGAAAUGCUCUGCCAACCUCAUCUGCAACUCUGCAAGAGUUUUUGAAUACUACCACACAUUUCUCAAGUCUUACUCUUAAUGAUCGUGAGCAACGCGAGCUCUACUCAGCGGCCAUAACGAUUCAGAAGGCGUACCGGCAGUACCGCGGCCGGCAACUGCAGCGACGCGCCGCGGCUGCUGCCAUCACCAUACAGAAUUGUUACCGAAGAUACAAACAGUUCGCAUACCUGAAGCAGAUGCACGCGGCCGCAACAGUGAUCCAACGCGGCUACCGCAUGCUGAGAGAGCGUCGUCUUGCCACCACGCCCAUCAAACGGACAUAUUCCCAAAGACGUCAAAAUCAGGCAGCGAGAAAAAUUCAGCAAUUUAUGAGGCAGUCCAAGAUCAAGUUACAGAGAGAACGAGCCGCAAGCGGGAAGGUGGCCCGGCUCUCCCCGGGUGCCCGCCAAAACUCGUCGCAGCCCACCACCAGUACACCACCCACGCCUAAUAGAAUCAUUGACUACUUAGCACCUGAAUCACCGAUGGACGCAGAUGAUGACCUUCUUCUCGAGCUUCUGUUUAAAAUGUGACCUGACCCUGAACAUCAAUUUCACACACAACAUUCCACUAAAAAAUGCUUCUUUAACUUCGUGUUUCGGUUAAAUAGUUAUUAUAGUCAAAAGUUUUGGAAAAUUGUGCUAUAUUUCGCAUGCAUCAGAAUUCUCAAAAUUAUUAUUUAAUACAUCUUAUGCAUUAUUUGUAAGUAUACAAUAACUGCCAGUGUCAGGAUAACUAAUUUGGUUUUCGGGCUUCACUCAAAUUUCUAACAUCGUUAUCUAAUUGCGUUACAAGUUAAAAUAGAAACUUAAGAACCAUCGGUUUAAAGAUUAAACACACGACUGCCUUCAUUUAGUCAUUUAAAAUCUACUAUCCUACCCUACAAUACAAUUUUCAAACAGGUUAAACGGAGUUGUGACAUAGCUCGGCCUUGAAUUUUAAAGUUAUUUCUAUUAUUUAUAAAGUGCCCUCGUAUUUCCCGUAGGGUUUUCGAACCGUUUCAAUUUCCUAUGCAAUAUUUUUCACAAAAUCUAUCCUUGCAUGUUUGAUUAGAACAUCUCGUUGAUAUUCAUUCGAUCUUCUUAGAAACGUCUUCUUCAUAUUUGGCCUUAAUUUCGUAUUUGCGUUUAACUCUUCAGGUCAUAGACAGGGUUAUAUUUAGUAUAAAUUUUAUCGUAUUUGUAUUAUAUUUUCAUAACGUAUUUUUGAGAAAUUUGUUUAGGGUGUUUAUUGGAAUCAUAUUUUUGAAAAACUCUAAAUUGAAUGUAAAGUAAUUUUCUUAGAUCAUCUUUAAUAUUGGCAACAUUAAAAUUUUGAUCUUCAUUGACGGCACUACAAGUAAUAAAAGUACUGUUUAGUGCAUUUACUAAAAAUUUGGAAAAUGAUAAUUGUUUAAGUUAACCCGCUUUCGAUGCAAGGUUUUGAGAUUGAGCAGAUCUUGAAUUUCUUAGCUCUACUAAUAAUUUUCACGGUGGAAUUAAAAGUAAGUAGGUUAAGUACAAAUUCAAAUUAUUAAAAGCCACUGUUCUUAUAAAGUAGAUGCACCUAGCGUAUAAUUCAAUAAACCCGACGAGCUGUGAGUAUUUUGAGAUUUUAUCGUAUUUAAGAAAAAAAUACUUAGUUUUACUAUUGGUCUAACUAAAGUUUACCAUAUAGGUUUCAUUCCAGCCUAAAUAGGUUAAUUCUUUUAGUCUAUGCAAUGAAACGUUUAGACGGUCGACAAGCAAGUAUUGGUUCUCAGUAUUCCUCUAGUCUUUACAUCGGAAUAAACAUCUUUAUUUUCUUUGUACCGUCUGUUUCCUCUUCGCCCUUGUUGACUCAGUUUCAAAGAUUACGAUAUAUUUAUUUAUUUACAUCAUCCAUUUCCCUACCCCUAGUUCCUACUUCAAUAACUAUUAUACUACUUAAUGAAUUAUCGAUACAACUCUAACUUAGUUCAUUAGAUAGAAAACUUUUGGUUUCUAGAUCCUCGAUAAAGCUAAAGCCAUACUAAUCUAGCGUUCAUGAAAAAAUAAGGUUGUGCACCAUUUAAUAUAGAAAUAACUACCUAAAUAUUCCCUUUUUCUGAAUUCUCUGAUAUUUUAACGUAGACGAUAUAGAUAAUAGAUUAAGAUAUUAGAAGUAAUCAUAGCUUAACCAUAAGACGACGUGCUGCCGUCGAGAUAUUUUCGAUUCGUAUUUUUAUAAAGCAAAAGUUACGAAUGACUAUGAUUGCUUUGCUUGUGCAGGGCCAUGGAAAAGAUUCCUUACUUGAUUUGUAUACAACCAAUCGUUUCCUCAUCUUUAUCUAAUUCAAAACAAAAAUCUAUAGGCUUUAUUUACCUUCAUUUUCUGUCAGAUGGAUUAAAUCCUUUUCCAAGUUACUUUCAUCAUCUUUAAGUCUUGCAUCCCUUACUGGUUUUUUAAUUUAAAGAAGACUUGAAAGGCCCGGAGUUGUCAUAUGAAAAGGGAUGCUUCUGUAUUAUUAUCAUGUCCAAAAUCAUUUGAUAGAAUCGUCGGGUUGAUGGAACUUUUGUGGUUUGAAACUUUUGCGAUAUCGAGACACGUAUAUUUAAAAGUUUGGAUAUGUUAACAAUGCGCCAGCACUGUUAGAAGUAAAUAAUGAAUGUAACGCGACGCAGUUCGAGAAUAACCGUCCAGUUGAGGCGGCUUUUGCACCCUCUGGUGGCGUAGAGGCAAAAGUCGCAUACAAGCGAAAACAACAUUUACGACUUUGUCUAUAGAGACGCGGUUCGCUUGCGAGGCACGGGGCACCCGAGGGCGCACGAAUGCAACAUGUACAUUUUAUAUUUUUGGAUUGCUAACUUUAAGAUGUUAUAUUUAUAUAUGUAUAUGUAGUGAUGGCGGAUACGAAACCAGUAUUUCGAGAUGUAUUGCGCCAAAAGUUUUGAUGUAUUCAUUUUCCAAUAAAAAUUCUCUCGUUUUUCGUUUUCGGAUGAAUAGUUCGUUUAGCUAGUGGUCAUGUAUAUAUAUUUUUGGAUAACGUGCACGAUUGCUUUCGGAACGCCGAUAUACAUAGGGGGCAACCUAAACAUGACGGUGAAAACUAUUUUUAAUGGUAACGCAGAACCUCUGAUAGCAAUAAUAUUUUUGUGGUGAAAAUGACUCCGAUUUAUAGAAAAAGAGUAUUUUAUUAUGCCACGCAAUCGUCACAAACAGUUGAACUAUAGAAUGCUUUUAGUGCUACCGUAAAAUGUGCUCCGAUUUCAACAAAAAAGACAAUGGCAUUAUGUAAUUUACUAAAGACAAUUUAAGCGAUUAGUUAUAUUGGCUCGAAGAGUAAUUUAGUGCAAUAAUUGAUUUAGGCAAAUCGAAGCAAUUUUCUUAGAGAGUAAUUAUUAUAUAAUUUAGCAAAUUAUAGUUAGCCAUUUUUUUCUUAGUGCCAUAAAAACUAAUUUUAGAAAGGUUUACAGAUGCGCAGAUGAAGAAUAACUAGGCCGAUGUUAAUAGUGGUUUUAGCAUUUUGUAAUAAAAUAAAAAUGAUAAUUUAAAAAAUCGUUCGGAGCACAUCUUUAUGGCACGCGAUAGUGAUUGACCACAGCUAAAAACAUAGUGCACUAGAUGUAGUACUAGUUAGAUGAAUUACUACUUAUAUAAAUGAAAUAAAAAAAAAGAAAUCUUGAAAUCUAUACAUAGAAUUUAAAUUUAAAAAUUUAACUAAUACUUUUUAUUAUUAUUAUAUAAGAAGCUUGUUCACACAUUAUAAAUCAUAUUUAGGAAGUACAGUUAAGUAUAAAGAAUUGAGAUGGGUAAACGGGAAUGGAACGAUUUGAAUAGUGAGACUAAGAUUUGAGGUUGGAGUUUGAACUUCAUAAUUUUUGGGUAGGCUACUUUGUUUCAUAAUUUUAUUGUUUACAUAAAAUAUACAUUAAAAUGUCAUCUUCUUCGAAUUCAGUUGAUUUUUUUAGUUUUUGCUCAGUUAGUUUACCUCCUAUUAAUUAUACUAUUAAUUAAUUACUAUUAAUUUAAUUGAAUACCUACCUAAUUAUGUCUAUCCUACCUAUUUACUAUGUGCUUAUUUACUAAAAAAAUUGUAAACAAAACGAUUUAUAAUUAUGAAAUAUGUCAUCAAUUGUUUUCUAUUUUUGAGAAAUUUUAAAUUCUACUAUAGAUAUUUUAUGUAAACACAAAAGUUAUGUAUUUGUAAAAUUAUUUUCAUUGUUUACAAGAGCUACGCCCAAGGCGUGUUAUUUUAAUAUUGUGAUAAUGUUUUGCAAGAAACUGAUAUGAAGCAUAUAAAUGUUAUAUUUUGAGAUUAAUGUAGGCAUUGUCUUAUAUGUUGAUUGCUGUAGCUUUCUAAAUACAUCAGGUUGGUAUUUGUGUCUACUUUUUGAUUUUAUGACUAUACUUAAGACUCGUUUUUUCCCACCAUUUUAUCCAUGUGUACUUAAGUUUUUUAAAGAUCCUGUUAGAAUUUCACAAAAUCCUUCUUUAGGGUAUAUGAGGAAUAUUAUGUCCUCCUUUCAAAUCUCUAGGUUCACAGGUUUAAGGCUGUGCGUUGUCUGUGUUAGUCAGUCACGAGACCUACUCUUUGGUAUUAUAAUAUAGCAUUUUUUGUAGUUAUUUUAUCAACUUUGCUAUAAAGGAGAAAUCUUGUCCUAAAACUUGAAAGUUUAACUACAAAAUCUUUAUUUUUUACAAAUCUUUAUCUAAUUCUGAGUUAUCAUUAUUGACAUAAUAUUUGUGAUAACAAUUAGGUACUGUUUAGUAUAGUAACUUCUUCAGCCUCGUUAUAUUUUUAUAAUUACGUACCUAACUACCUACC
Molecule: messenger RNA, 8066 nt
Organism: Maniola jurtina (meadow brown)
Lineage: Eukaryota; Metazoa; Arthropoda; Insecta; Lepidoptera; Nymphalidae
Gene: Camta
Product: calmodulin-binding transcription activator 2
Exons: 23
Coding region: 304-3834 (1176 amino acids)
Biological process (GO): regulation of transcription by RNA polymerase II
Cellular component (GO): nucleus
Molecular function (GO): transcription coregulator activity; double-stranded DNA binding; protein binding
Source: RefSeq, a predicted model, not a curated record